Molecule: messenger RNA, 2188 nt
Organism: Engraulis encrasicolus (European anchovy)
Lineage: Eukaryota; Metazoa; Chordata; Actinopteri; Clupeiformes; Engraulidae
Gene: slc14a2
Product: solute carrier family 14 member 2
Exons: 10
Coding region: 180-1613 (477 amino acids)
Biological process (GO): urea transmembrane transport
Cellular component (GO): membrane
Molecular function (GO): urea transmembrane transporter activity
Source: RefSeq, a predicted model, not a curated record
GUUUCUGGCUUUUCAAAGAGUGUGUACGUAUCUCCAGCUAGUCUCCUUUAUGCCUGGGACAUACUUUUCAGAGGUUUGCUACAUUUUUCGGUAUUCCAAAGACUAGCACAGACUUCUUUAUUCCAGCUUCAAGUGAAUAUUCCUCACCUCCCUUUCCAUCAAAGGAGCUCCAGCCACUCAUGGCCAACCCCCUGACAGACUUGACGUCCGACCCCAAGAAGCAGCCGGUGGCCGGGGAGAAGAAUGAGGCGCACAGCCCCCCAGUGUGUCUGCAGACCGUCAAGGCCAAGCUCUUCAAAGGGGUCUCGUACUUCUCGGGAGAUAUGAAGGUCUACGGCGAAUGGAUGAAAGGGCAGUUCCUGCUGUUCCAGAUCCUGGACUGGGUUCUGCGUGGGGCGGCCCAGGUGAUGUUUGUCAACAACCCCCUGAGCGGCCUCAUCAUCUUCGCCGGCCUCAUCCUGCAGAACAGGUGGUGGGCUCUCAACGGCUUCGUGGGCACCCUGUUCGCCACCAUCUCGGCCCUCAUCCUCUGCCAAAACAGGGGGGCUAUUGCCGCUGGCCUGUACGGCUACAAUGGCAUCCUGGUGGGGCUUCUGAUGGCUGUCUUCUCCGGUGCAGGAGACUGGUACUGGUGGCUCCUGCUACCCAACGUCUUCAUGUCAAUGGCAUGCCCCAUCGUGUCGAGCGCCAUAGCCUCCAUCAACAGCCGCUGGGACCUGCCCGUCUUCACCCUCCCCUUCAACAUCCUGGUGUGCGUGCACAUGGUGGCCACUGGCCACUACAACCACCACUUCCCCCAGGUGCUCAUCCAGCCCCGCUCAGACUUCCCCAACAUCACCUGGGCUGAGGUCGACGUGGCCAAGCUCUUCAGGGCCAUACCUGUGGGCGUAGGGCAGGUGUACGGCUGCGACAACCCGUGGACCGGGGGCAUAUUCAUCCUCGCCCUCUUCAUCUCCUCCCCCAUCACCUGCGUGCACGCAACCCUCGGCUCCGCUGUUGGCAUGGUGUCAGGACUGGCGCUGGCUGCCCCCUUCGGGGACAUCUACUUUGGCCUGUGGGGUUACAACUGCGUGCUGGCCUGCAUCGCCAUUGGUGGGAUGUUCUACGCCCUCACCUGGCAGGUGCACCUGCUGGCCAUCACCUGUGCAUUUUUCUGUGCGUAUCUGGGAUCGGCCAUUGCAAACAUCAUGUCAGCUUUUGGGCUCCCCGCCUGCACGUGGCCCUUCUGCCUGUCGGCCCUCACCUUCCUGCAGGUCACCACGGAAACUGACACCAUCUUCAAGCUCCCGCUGGCCAAGGUGACCUACCCGGAGAAGAACCUACGCUUCUUCUGGAAGAUGAAGAAGGCGGAGAAGGCGGAGAAACUGAAGAAGGAGCAGGAGGAGGAGGAGGCACGGAAGGGGAAGAAGGGAGAAGGAGGAGAGAAGUCGGAGAAGGAGGAACUGAAAUUGGACAUAAUGAGGAGCGAGGGAGUCGCCGCCGACGACAACGUGCCUGAUGCGUGCGUGGUGAACUUGCAACAAGAAGAUGUUCCUGAUCACGAAACGACUGAUAACACGGCGGCAGUGGGUGUGACUGAUGAGCCUGCGGAAGAUAGCGAUAGUAUGGUGUAGUCGUCGCUUAUCUGAAUCUGAUGGCGGGCGAACAUCAUGGCCCAAUUUCGCUCAGGAGGCGUGGCCAUGGCAGAGGCACUGAACUUGAAGCUAUAUGUUGGAGUAAUGUACAUAAGUUAUUCACUUUGUCUAACUCUUGUCCCCAGGCUUUAAGUCAGGGCAUAUGUAUGUGCGUAUAUUCUGAAUGUGUCAUUGUUUUCGCUCUGUGCCUGCAGGCCAGAGAAAGAGAGAGAGAGAGAGCAGGAAUGUUCUUCAACUGUAGCAAACACUCUCUCAAUAGGCGAGGAGAAAAGGACAAGGUCACAUUCAGUCUGUUUCAGCUAAAUAACAAGAUAUUCUGCUAAGAAAUAUGCUACUGUGUAAACUGGUAUUCUGCUAAGAAAUAUGCUACUGUGUAAACUGGUUUCAACUGGUUUAGCUAAUUACCCCUCCCCUUAGACCAAUUGAAACCGAAAUUGUAACUAGGGCUUUCCUUCAAUAAAACGUAAGGAGAAGGAGGCUGUUUUCAGAGUGAUCUUGGACAUUGUAACUGAAAGCAGUCUCCUGGUCACCCUCCUUGCAAGUGUUGAAUUUAA